AUGAUCAUACUAGCACUCGCGGCGGUCGCAGUUCAUUGGAGCGAUCGAUCCUCCAACCCUCUCUUGAAUGCAAAAGGCUUCUUUGAGCUGUCUGAUCGGCGUAUCAAGAUUGCCUUCUUGGGUAAUGCUAGGCCAAUGCUGUCCGAUUGGUUUGGAAAGCAUCAAAACUCGCCAGUCUCAAUCUACAGUGAUACUGGAGUACUCAUGGUAUUGCCCGGAAGCAUGGCCAACGAGAUUCGGAACGACAAACGUUUCCAUCUGCGGCAGCAAGUUGAAAGAGUGAGUAAGGCCUUGUUUUCCAUCUACCACUCAGCUUCGCUAACGUUAAAGAAGAUGAUGCAUGGCCGCCUGCCUGGGUUCGAGGUCUUCCGAGACGACUACAACAACCACAUCGUCAAGACCGUCAUCAACAGAGAUCUCACGAAGCAACUAGGCAAGCGAACCUCACCACUCCACUUGUCGACGAAAUAUCAGUGGCCGUAUCGGAGUUGUUUGGAUCCAACUCAGUUAGUAGCUCGUACUUCGUCGCGAGUCUUUCUGGGAGCGGAGCUUUGCCACAACCCUGAAUGGCUAAAAGUAUCCAAGGAGUAUGCUGUACUAGCUUUCCUUGCGGCACAGGACCUCCGGCUCUGGUCUCCUUGGCUGAGACCUAUCGCAAGCUUGUUUCUCAGCAAGUGCCGUUUGAGUCGUGCAGCGAUACACAAGGCGAGAGCUACGAUUGAACCUGUCCUUGCGGAACGGUCGAAACUCGUAGCCAAAAACACUGGAGGAAAGGCGACAGUCUUCGACGAUGCUAUUGCUUGGAUCGAGUGUGCCGCAGGUACGGCGUCUUACGAUCCUCAAAUCGUCCAGCUGUCUCUUUCGGCUGUUGCCGUUCAUACGACCACCGAUCUGCUGUCCCAGGCGCUUGCGGACAUCGCGGCGCAUCCUGAGAUCAUAGCGCCGCUGAGGGAAGAAAUGAUUUCGAUUAUGAACCAAGACGGCGUCCUGCAAACAGCAUCGCUCGGACGAAUGGAGCUACUCGAUAGCUGCAUCAAGGAGAGUCAGCGUAUGAAGCCAUUGUCCAUCGCGUCGAUGGGUCGAAUAGCCACAGAGCGUGUGACUUUAUCGAAUGGUACCGUGAUCCCAAAAGGUCAGAGCAUACUGGUUGAUUCGAGUCGGAUGUGGGAUGCCAAAGUGCACCCGUCAUCACCAAAGACCUGGGAUGGAUAUCGCUUCCUCCGUAUGCGAGAAGACCCCAUGAAGCGCGACAUGGCUCCGCUUGUUUCGACGUCGCCAGAUCACAUCGCCUUCGGCUACGGGGUACACGCCUGUCCGGGCCGCUUCUUCGCAGCAAACGAGGUCAAGAUUGCGCUGAUCUACAUCUUGCUCAAGUACGAGCUGAGAUUUGAGGAAGGCCAGAUGCCGAGGGCAUUCGACCAUGGAUUUACCUGUGUCUCUGACCCGUCUCUGAAGCUAAGCGUCAGACGUCGGACAGAAGCGACUGUUUUGUAG
This is a messenger RNA of Zymoseptoria tritici IPO323, 1494 nucleotides long. RefSeq names its product putative P450 monooxygenase (gene CYP-44). The transcript has 4 exons. The record is from RefSeq and is a predicted model, not a curated record. The coding region runs from base 1 to 1494 and encodes 497 amino acids. Lineage: Eukaryota; Fungi; Ascomycota; Dothideomycetes; Mycosphaerellales; Mycosphaerellaceae. Gene Ontology annotation, molecular function: monooxygenase activity; oxidoreductase activity, acting on paired donors, with incorporation or reduction of molecular oxygen; iron ion binding.